This is a messenger RNA of Capronia coronata CBS 617.96, 855 nucleotides long. Its product is annotated as diphthine synthase. Gene Ontology annotation, biological process: protein histidyl modification to diphthamide. The coding region runs from base 1 to 855 and encodes 284 amino acids. The record is from RefSeq and is a predicted model, not a curated record. NCBI's taxonomy places the organism in Eukaryota, Fungi, Ascomycota, Eurotiomycetes, Chaetothyriales, Herpotrichiellaceae. Gene Ontology annotation, molecular function: diphthine synthase activity. The transcript is spliced from 3 exons.
AUGCUGUAUCUCGUUGGUCUGGGCCUCGCCGACGAGGCCGACAUCACGGUCAAGGGUCUAGAGGUCGUGAAGCGCGCUGAACGAGUCUACCUCGAAGCAUACACCAGUAUUCUCCAUGUGGGAAAAGAGAGAUUAGAGUCUUUCUAUGGCAGGCCAGUCAUCGUAGCGGACCGAGAAAUGGUCGAGUCGUCGAGCGACGAGAUCCUCGAAGGCGCCGACAAAUCAGACAUAGCAUUUCUCGUCGUGGGUGAUCCUUUCGGGGCCACCACUCACACAGAUCUCGUCCUGCGCGCGCGGGAGCUUUCCAUUCCUACCAAGUCGAUUCCUAAUGCCUCCAUCCUCAACGCCAUAGGCGAGACAGGUCUUCAGCUUUACAACUUUGGCCAGACGGUGUCGAUGGUGUUCUUCACCGAGACCUGGAAGCCCGCCAGCUUUUACGACCGAAUUCGCGAGAACGUUUCUAUUGGUCUUCACACCCUGGUCCUCCUGGACAUCAAGGUCAAAGAACAGUCGCUGGAAAACAUGGCGCGAGGUAGAAAGAUCUAUGAGCCUCCGCGGUACAUGACAGUCGCUCAAUGCGCUCAGCAAAUGCUCGAGAUCGAGGAGGAGAAGCAGGAGAACGUGUAUAGCGAGGACAGUCUUGUCAUUGGCUGUGCCAGAAUCGGUGCAGAUGACCAGGCGUUUGCAUGCGGGACGCUAAGAGAGCUCUGUGAUAUUGACCUAGGCGCUCCUCUGCAUAGCUUGGUGCUGCUCGGUAAAAGAGCUCACGAGCUGGAACGGGACUACAUCAAGUCCUUCGCAGUGGAUGCAACGACGUUCGACAACAGUUGGGAGAAGUACCACGGGAAAAGUUGA